Condylostylus longicornis is the source of this 2382-nucleotide messenger RNA. Its product is annotated as synaptotagmin-B. Gene Ontology annotation, molecular function: phosphatidylserine binding; clathrin binding; calcium-dependent phospholipid binding. Gene Ontology annotation, biological process: regulation of calcium ion-dependent exocytosis; cellular response to calcium ion; calcium-ion regulated exocytosis. The record is from RefSeq and is a predicted model, not a curated record. The transcript has 8 exons. Lineage: Eukaryota; Metazoa; Arthropoda; Insecta; Diptera; Dolichopodidae. The coding region runs from base 525 to 1994 and encodes 489 amino acids.
AUUUAUUAAUCAAUAAAAAUAAUUUUUAUAAUUAUAAUAAAAUAUUAAUAAUUAUUGAAUUAUUGAUAAUAAAAAUGUUAUAAUAAAAUAAAAAUUAAUCAUUAAAAACUAAUAAUAUAUAGAAGGAAAUAUUAAAAAUCCAAGGUUUUGUUCCAAAGAAAAUAAACAAGAAAUUUUUGAUUUCAAUAUAAAAAAGUUAUUGACAAAAUUAAAAGUAAUGAAAAUAAUUCUAAUUGAAAUUGUAUAAUUUUUUUUCAAAUAGACUUUAGUUAAAGCCAAAAUAUUGUUGAAUAUAAAAAAAUUUGGAGGAUAAAUUUAACAACGAUUUUAUUUAUCUCAACAAUAUAGAAUAUACAGCGUUCACAUAUAUAACAUAUGCAUAUCCACACAAUACAUAGAAUUCCCAGUACUCAGAAUUUUACUGUUCAAAGAAAAUUGUGAAUCAAAGAAUAAUAGUUAAACACUAUAAAAUAGAGGAAAGAAUAAUAACAAUAAUAAGAAUAAAAUAACUACAAAAGCAUAAAAUGGAUAUAAUUAUAACUGAAGAGGAAAUUUCUUUGCCACAAGUGGCUUUAUAUGCUUCCGUUUCAUUUUUAAUUGUUUCAAUUCUCGGAGCAAUUUUAUACAUAACUUGUUCAAAGAAAUAUCGUCUCAACUGGUUUGAGAAAAGUUUAUUAGAAGCAGCUAAAGAUUCUGAGGAUAUUAGAGAAAGUCGAGAAGCUUUGGUUGGAAGUGGAAUUCCAUAUAAUGUUGACAAUGUUAGUGAAUGUUCACGUUCAAUAGGUAAAGGUAAUUUAACACCUACAUCAAUCAAUGAUGAUCCAACAUUUUGGGUACCACCUAAAACAACUACUGGAAAUGCUAAUCAAAAUUCAUCAGCAGAAGAAUCUACUCCGGCAACACCAUCAUCACCAACAGAAAGUACAAGAUCAAUGACAUUAUCAAUGUGCUCUGGUACAAUACCAAUUGCUCGUUCUGAUAAACAGAUGGUUUUAGCAAUGAAUCCAGUUAAACCUAAAGUUACAUCAAUGCAUGCUAAAUUGGAUCCAACAAAAAUUGAUACAUCAUUAUACCAAGGUAAUGAGCCUACCUCACCACCGCCAACAAAUGAAAACUUAAGAGGAAAUAUACAUUUAUGGAUUUGGUACGAUCCAGUUGCUGGAAAUUUAACAAUAAGAUUAAUUGAAGCACAAGAAUUACAGCCAAGAGAUUUUAGUGGUACAGCAGAUCCUUACGCAAAAAUAAGAUUGUUGCCAGAUAAAAAGAAUGUAUGGCAAACUAGGAUACAUAAGAAGACUUUGAAUCCAAUAUUUGACGAAGAUUUCGUUUUUGAAGAACACCCAACACAAAUUGGUAAACGAACUCUUGAAAUUCUUCUUUAUGAUUUUGAUGCAUAUUCAAGACAUUUAUGUAUUGGCGGAACACAAAUUCUUUUAGAGAAAUUAGAUUUAUCUGAAAGAGUUGACAUCUGGAAACAAUUAGGGGUAGUUGCAGAACAAGAUGCGAAAAUUGAUUUAGGUGAUUUAAUGGUAUCUUUAUCAUAUCUACAAUCAGCUGAACGUUUAACAGUAGUUGUUAUUAAAGCAAGAAAUUUAAGAGUUAUAGAUGAUUCAAGAAAUUCAUCAGAUCCAUAUGUUAAAGUUUCUUUAAUAAAUAAUGGUAAAAAAAUUAAAAAACGUAAAACUGGUGUAAUACGAAAUAAUGUAGCACCAGUUUUUAAUGAAGCAUUAACAUUUGAUGUAUCAAAAGAUGUCUUAAAAAGUAGUUUUUUGGAAUUUAUUGUACUUCAUGAUAGUUUAUUGGGAUCAAAUGAAAUUUUAGGUAAAACUGUUUUAGGUCAUUCAUCAGAAAUUCGAUUAGAAGAGAGAACAUUCUUUGAUGAAAUGUUCCGUUCAAAGACUGCUAUAGCACAAUGGCUACCUUUGUAUGAGCAUAAUGUUAAAAUUAUUUCAACACAUCAUCAUAGUCAUCAUCAUCAUCAUCAUCAAAAAUAAUUUAAAUAUUAAGUAAAUACACGGGAAUUAUUUUUUUUUUUUUUUUGGAUUACAUACCUAAAAAUUAUAAAAAGAUUUUAAUUAUAUUUUAUAAUUAAUCAAGAUCAUUUUUAAUUUUAAAUAUGUAUACAAUUUAUAAUAUAAUGCAUAUUAAUUAAAGAAAUUUAAAUAUAAAAUAAUAAAAAUAUGCAGUGAAUGCAAGACUCGAUUGCACUGUUGAAGUACAGUAAUAGAAUAAAUCUAGACGAGAUCAACAAUUUUAAAAAGAAAUUGUAACGUGUGGAUUCAUUCUAACACUAUUCAAGCAGUAUUAUUGGGGUUCAAAGACCCCAAUAAAUAAUAUUAUUUAAAUUUAUGAAUUAUGUAAAAUAAUAUUAUAUUUGAUGAU